UGUCCUGCUCACUCACCAUCUUGCUCAUUUCCCCUUCAGUUCCACUGUUCAGCAACCUGUCUCUCUGUUGGAGAUCAUUUGAACCAGUUGGAGAGAAGACCCUCUAUGCAAAUAGGCAAUGGAUGAUUUAGAUGCUUUGUUGGCAGAACUGGAACAAACCUCAGCAAGUUUAAGUGUGAGUGAUCCAGUACCCCCAAAAGGUUCCUUUCUUUUGGAACGCAACUUCAAGGAGAAACCAGUGCCAACAGCAGCAGAGACCAGUGCCAUCCAGAACAAGAAACCAGAAGCCAAGAAGGUGCAACCAGCACGUGGCAUUCAACACCGUGAAGAAGAUGCAGAAUAUAUUUACAGCAAGGUGCAAACUCCCCAGCCAGUGAUCAGUUCAUCUUCUUCCACCUCAGCUGCUCAACAGCUGGACAACCUGUUGGCUUGCUUGGGGACAAUCCAGGCCAAGAUCUCAGAUGAGAAGGAAGGUCUGACUCCUAAACAGCCAUCAUCAGCAAAACAGAAUACAGCUGACAACCUAGACAGCAUGUUGGAGGGUCUGACUCAUGAUAUGCAGGAUCUUGGUGUUGCCACUGUGCCCAAGGGCAAUUGUGCUUCCUGCCACAAACCCAUUGCUGGAAAGGUAGUUACAGCACUGGGAAAGACAUGGCACCCUGAACACUUCACCUGUGCCCACUGUGGAAAGGAAGUGGGUUCCUGCCCCUUCUAUGAGAGGGAUAGCAAGGCCUACUGCCCAGAAGACUACCAUGAUCUCUUCUCUCCUCGCUGUGGUUACUGCACUGCACCCAUCAAAGAGAAAAUCCUUACAGCCAUGAAUCAGACCUGGCACCCGGAGCAUUUCUUUUGCGCUCACUGCGGGACAGUGUUCAGCAACGAAGGUUUCCAUGAGAAGGAUGGGAAGCCAUACUGCAAGAAGGAUUUCCUGGCCCUUUUUUCUCCCAAGUGUAGAGGCUGUAACCGGCCUGUGAUGGAUCAGUAUUUGUCAGCUCUGAAUGCUGUCUGGCACUCUGAGUGCUUUGUGUGUGGAGACUGUUUUUGCAGCUUUGAUAAUGGUUCCUUCUUUGAAUUAAAUGGACGUCCUUAUUGCGAGCUUCACUUCCACCAUCACCAGGGGACAGUGUGCCACGGUUGUGAAAAGCCAAUUGUUGGGCGCUGUGUCAGUGCCAUGGGGCACAGGUUCCAUCCAGAGCACUUUGUCUGUGCCUUUUGCCUUACCCAGUUGCACAACGGCGUCUUUCAGGAGCAGAAUGGCAAAACCUACUGCCACGCUUGCUUUAACAAACUCUUUGUUUGACUCCUGGAAGCCAUGGGGAACUUACCUUUUCUCAAGCCUUUGCAAAGAAACUGAGGGGGAGGAAAACAGAGAUUUUGAGGGAACUAAGGCUGCAAUUCAAUACACACCAGAGAGUAAGUCCCAUUGAACCCAAUGAAGCUUACUUCUGAGUAGGCAUGUACUGAUUGCAGCCCAAGGCUACAAUUCUCUGAUUGCUUACUUGAGAGUGAAUUCCAUUAACCUUUAGGGGCUUACUCCUGGGUAAAGGAGCAUAGGAUUAGGCUUUAAGAAAUGCAGUGAUAGAAAAGCAUUGCAGUAGUAACAAUAGCCAUGAGCACACCAAACAGCUUCAGCACACCUGGAUAUAGAGUGUGAGAGUCUAUAUCAUUGCAUUUCAAACAACUUUGCUAGCUUACAGUAGCUGAGGAUGUGUUCCAGUUAAGGUUGCCAGGUUCUUGGCCUGAGACUGAUCCUGUAUCUUUAGGAGAAGAGAAAGUCAGCCAAGUGCAGGUGUUCUUGCAACUCUGUAAUGGGAAAAACCACAAGGUGGAAUUCUCCCUUCCCCCUGCACAACUUUUAAAGAUACAGAAGACCUCUUGGUUGCCAGGCCAGGCUUCCCUAAUUUUACAGUGCAAUCCUAUGCAUGUCUACUCAGAAGUAAAUUCCACUGAGGUCAUAAGGACUUACUCCUAAGUAAAUGUGUACAGGAUUGCAGCCAGGCAGAGCAAUCCUAUACAUAAAUUAUGUCCGGGAGGGGAUACACUACUACUGUGCUGGUGGAACAGCCAUUGUAUCCCACCAAUGAGGGACUGCCUACAUGCCACAUACACACACAGAAGGAGCAAAUGACCUCACAAUCCCAUCAUCAUCAUCAUCAUCAUCAUCAUCAUCAUCUCUCUCUCUCUCUCUCUCUCUCUCUCUCUCUCUCUCUCUCCACACCCCCCACACCCCCAUGUAAAACAAUGCCAGAGUACUUCCACUCCACAGAUAUGUGAUGGUACACACCAUGUAUUACAGGUUUGCCCUUUUGAUUGGCAGGAGCAAUAUGCUCAGAUGAACUUGGUUGCCUCUCCUUCACUAAUCUGCCAAACCUCAUAUGUGCACAAGCUAUCUCUUCUUAAUUUUUUUGAAUAGCUUUCUAUCCUUCUAUCUUCUGCUUUUUCGAGGACACUGUGGUGAAUGCCUGUGUAUCUUCAUCAUAUUGUUUGUAGCUGAAUGAGUAGCAUGCAUUUGAAAAUAAACAUCACUUUAUUAUUG
Molecule: messenger RNA, 2536 nt
Organism: Rhineura floridana
Lineage: Eukaryota; Metazoa; Chordata; Lepidosauria; Squamata; Rhineuridae
Gene: LPXN
Product: leupaxin
Exons: 9
Coding region: 119-1300 (393 amino acids)
Biological process (GO): muscle structure development; actin cytoskeleton organization
Cellular component (GO): adherens junction; filamentous actin; stress fiber
Molecular function (GO): actin binding; muscle alpha-actinin binding
Source: RefSeq, a predicted model, not a curated record